Molecule: messenger RNA, 2837 nt
Organism: Magallana angulata
Lineage: Eukaryota; Metazoa; Mollusca; Bivalvia; Ostreida; Ostreidae
Exons: 6
Coding region: 62-520 (152 amino acids)
Source: RefSeq, a predicted model, not a curated record
GUGUAUAUAAAGGCAGCAUUAGAUUAAGUACAUAACAGCACUUCCUUGUAGACUUUAAAAGAUGUACGUCGCUGUCUUCCUUUUCAUGGCUCUUGCAUCCAUCAGCCACAGAGGUGUUUCCGCUCAAGGUUCACAGUGUGGGUCAAAGUUAGAUGAUUGCAAGACAAAUUUGUUUGGAUUAGUGAUUAAAGGCUGCAGCGACCAUAAGAAAUGUGUUGCCAAAGCCUUAACCGACUGCAAUACAACUCAGGAUAGGAAGGUUGGAAAACAGAUACUGGACAAGCAAAGAUGUUAUUGUAGUACCAGCUCAUGCAAAUUGCUAGCGAUAAGUUACCUUGGAAUAAAAAACUGCAGAGAGAUGCAGAGAUGUGUCAAGGAAGAACUUACUGACUGUGUAGCAAAUGACGACGAUAGGUCAAAAGCAAAUAAGGAGCUCGACGACGAAGGCUGUUCCGGUUCAAGUCUUCCUUUUAUCAGUGGAAUGUGUCUUUUGAUCGUAACACUGUUACAUACCAUGUAACGUUGUUAUUGGAAUAAGGAUUACGUCAAACCCGCAGAUAGAUAACACCAUCUCACAUACCUAAAAUCACUCAAAGGAUUGGUUAAGUGGAAGAAUUUCUGAGCCUAAAUCCAAGUCUGUUUUCUUCUUACACUCGUGAUGGUUUACCCCAACAAGUGUAAGAAGAAGGGAGAUGAUUUCAUCAGACUGUUAACAAAUUAUUUAAUUUUUGGACCAUUAGAAUGCGAAAAGAUUUCACUGAUGUUAAGGGAAAAAAACAUCUAGAUUGUAUGAUAAAAAGUAAUGUUAUUUUCUCUUUAGGCUAAAGGCCUACUUUUUAAGUGAAUGACCAUUGAGUAUUUUGUAAAUAAUUGUUUUCUUAACAAUGAAAAAAUGAAUCAAUAAAUAAACGUUUUCAAAAAAGAAAGUACAGUUAUAAAAGGCUAGUGUAGCUUAAUAUAAAUUAAAAAGAAUAGGUUUUAUGAAAGGAAUAGGUUUUCAGAAAUUUAGUCCGGUUUCCUAUUUGAAUUUUCUACAUCUUGCCGGAAUAAACUUUUAAUUUAGUCAAUGAUCAAAGUUUAAGAUAUGCUAUUUUCAGUGCUUUGGAACUUUUUAUAUUUUUUUUAUUGCAUAUCGUGCAUCUAUCUGAUUGAAAAAAUAAGAUAAAACCAACAAAACAACAAACCAACAAAUCUUUCAAUCUGCAAAAUUAUGUAAACUAAAAUAUCAACACUUAACUUUUAUUAUAACACACAGUCAAAUUUUUUCAGUAAACACAGAAUCAGAAAAAAUAAUCCAAUCUUCUUUUUAAUACAAAAUGUAUAUAGAACACAUUUUACUUAUGAAAAUGAACUGUAUAAAAAACUAAAUCUCACAACUAAAACCAUAGGUAAAUAAAAUCAAUUCUAAUUACUUGGGUGUUUUACAAGUUCAGUAAAGCCAAACAUUUGUAUAAGCAUUCUUACGUAUGAUUGAGGUGGAAGCAACAGCGAGGGUUUUAUCGUGAUAGAAAAAUAAAGAAAUUUGUUCUGUAAAACAAGGUCAAGAUAUAGUAAAUGAAAGGUGCCUACAGGUUUAUGAAAUUCAAGAUAUAAAUUCUAUAAAUGAUGCCUCAUAACAAUAUCUUUGUUUCUUAGGAUGUACCGGGGUUAAAUAUUUGGUAAACACAAUAAAAAUUCAAUGUUAAACAACCAUUUUCUAUGAAGUAUGAAGGAUAAAUGUAACAAAUCUCGGAGUUUGGUCCAUUUUGACUAACGAAAUAUAUCUAGAAAACCUGCAGUCUCUCAAAAAACGGCAUUAAACAAGCUCUUGACCUCCUUUUUAAAAUGAUGUCAAAUUAAAUAUAGGAACCGGGAUUACUUUUCCCGCGAUUAAAUAGGCUAUAGAAUGUCAAAAUAUUGUUUUAUUUUCUACAUAAUUCCUUUAAAGCCGUAAAAUACAGGAAAAGAUCAUCAAAUCAAUUAUGACGUCAUAAUGGUUCUAACACCAAAAAGACAGUAUAGAAUCAUUUACUAGAUCUUGAUCAAUAUACAAACUAAUAAAAAAAAGUUACGAGUUCGUGUAAAGAUUGAUUCUCGGGGAUCAGUAGGUAGACAUCAUAUUCAUUAUUACUUUUUUUCAUCAAUCUUCCUGUUCGUAUACUAGUUUAGUGUGUUUGGCACAAUUUUGAAAUCUAUGGAAUUCUACAACAAAAUGGCGGAAAUUAAGGAAAAAGCGAAAGAAUACAAAAAAAAUUUAAGUACUUCCGCAUAUUUACUUUGAUGACUUUAUUUUGAGGUAUAUUAUAUUUUAUAUCAUAUCAUUCCAUUACUUGAAACUGCACAAUGUUUUAACUUCCUUCUUUGUCUCAGUAAACGUCUUAGGAACCCUAGAUUAAAGCUGAUAAAUCCUAUAGUAGAACAAAAGCUACUCUGUAAACGAACAUUUGUCCCAAUAAUUGGAAGGUAAAUUAAAAAAAAAAUUAGAUAUUCGCCAACGUUUACAUGAAUUCCAAUGUAUUGGGGGGAGGGGGUAUUUUUGUGUGUGUGUUUUGUUUUAAAUUUGUUUCUUUAUUUGUUUCUUUUGUUUUUUAUUUCUUUUUGUUAUGAUUAAGAAUAAAAUAAACCCUUGUGUUAUUAUAAAUAUUUAACGCUUGUAUUAUUUUACAAAAUUCGAGAUGAAUAUUACGGAAGUGAAAUGAAAUGAGCUUUUUCUGUUCCCACUUCUAAGCCACAUUUGUGUAUAUAGUAUCUUUGUGAAGAAAUUGUAUAAAAUGUAAAUGCAUGUUUAAAGCAUCCCGUCAUGUUUCACGUUUCAAUUUAUUAUAAUAAAAAAUAAAAUUGAUUCCAUUGCAAAACUA